Ambispora gerdemannii is the source of this 2040-nucleotide messenger RNA. NCBI's taxonomy places the organism in Eukaryota, Fungi, Glomeromycota, Glomeromycetes, Archaeosporales, Ambisporaceae. The record is from the annotation of a GenBank genome assembly.
AUGGGUCCAUUACCACAAUACGAACGAGGAGACUCGUAUAAUGGAAUUCUAAUAGAAUCAAUCGUAUCGUAUCGAGGAGCUUUAUUAGCGACACUUGGUUAUGCUAUCGAUCGACUAAAUCAAAAGGGUGUUUAUUCGAACGUGAUUUCUUUUUGUGCUCGGGUGUUAGCAUUAUGCUUUUUUAAAAUUCCAAGCGUUGGGUUUGUUUUAUUGCAAGCAUUACCGGUUAAUAAAUUGCACAUUAAGAGAAUGUUAACGGAAACUCUUGGAAAUUUUGAAUCGAAUGAAGAAUGGAUAAGCAAACAAAACGAAAAAAUUCAGCCAAUAUUUCCCGAUCAUCUUGGUAUUCUCUGUUUUUCGAAUGUACGAUCGUGGUGGCGACAAUUCGAAAACGCGAAAAAGAUUGUGGGUGAGCCGCCUAUCGAGAUGAGUGAAUCUUUGGUACAUCGUAAUAUACACACCAUCACCACUGUGAUACAAUUUGAGCAUCCUCGUGUAAGUAAUGGUCCUGGCGGUGGUAUUGGAGGUCAAAUGUCCCCGAAUGGAUCACCAAUUCUUGAAAUGGCUGGACGUAGAUUUGUUGAGACGCUUGUCUCGAUUGUGGAACAUAGCAUGUAUGAAGAUAUGUGUAAUCAUUGGAUAAAAGCCGUCGUGAAGAAAACAAACAUGUAUGAUGUAGAAGGCGUAUUUUGUCUGCUAGAUUUUCUCGAUACGCUAAUAAUGGAACUGGAUGGAAGGGAUAGUAUAGAUACAUCCAAUGACCACCUAAACCCUGACAAUAUAAACAUAAAUUUAUCCACCUCAUUUUCUUCCAUCAGUUCAUCCAAUUCGUCUAGUAGUAGUACUGGCGGACUAAUCAACAUCCUCGACAUACCAUUCUAUCUCUCGUUAAUCAAAUUACUUUUGAACCAAUCCGAUCACACAAUCACCCUGUUACGCACCAUAAGUUUUAUAUACACUCAUUUCUGUCUGUUCACCUCGAAACCGAGUUACCUCGGUCAACUGGUCAAAGAUUUGUUAUUGGAGGAAGAGAUGUUUGAGCGGUUAUUUUGUCAUUGGUCGCGGAAUGUUCGCGUUUAUUUUAUGCGAUUGUUGGUUUGGCGCGUUUCGAGGGUUGUCGGUGGGAUAGGUUUUGUCGAUCGAUUUUAUGGGACUGGUGUUGGAAAUGGAGGUGCAGGAAUUUUCGAGGAAGAAAAACGACGAAAACAGGAUGGAGAACCGAUUGAUAGUGGUGUGGCGGUUGGCGUUAAUGCUGAAGAGAGCAUGAUCGAAAUUGUAUUAUUUACAUUACAAAGUCGAAUUGAAAAUAUACGACUUUGUCAUGAAAUAUUUUCAGAUGAUAUUGUGGAGAAUCGAGGUGAUGAAGAUGCUAUAGGAAAGGGUGUUGAAGAAGAAGCGAAAUCUUCCUUAUCAACAUUAUCUUCUUCCUCAUCCACUCAUACAGCAAUCUCUUCUAAAUCCUCUCCGUCUGAAAAUCAACCAGAAUCAUUGCCACCAUCAACACCCUCAUCCACACCCACUCGCCAAAAUUCAAAUCAAAAAAGGAAAAUGAAAAUGAGCGCCAAAAGUUUGAUUGCGAUGCGAUCUUCUGCAUCCGCAUCUACAUCCGUUCAAUCGACGACGAAAACGAAAACGGCUGCCACCAAUCCCAAUAAUACAAUAACAAAUUCGAUAACAAAUAAUCUUGUUUUGGACUCUACAUCCAGAAGCAAACCAGCAACAAAAAGUAAGCCGCGGGUCACGCAUUAUGCACCACAUCGUCACGUGUACGCCAGUAAAGCUAUACAAGAAUUCGAUGCGGUAAAUCAAGAAUAUUUGGAAUGGUGCGCACAAACAGCAAAUACCAGAAUUCAUAACGGAAAUAACUUAAAUAUCAACGGUAAUGGAGCUUCGAUAAAUGAGAGUUUUGGUAGUGGUGGUAUCAAUAAUAAUAACACGGGAAUCCUGUCGAUGCUAAUUCGAUUUCCUGGAUUGGUGGUUGAAUAUCCAAAAUAUUUUGGUACAGGUGGAGGAUCGAAUGGUGGAAUUCCCAUGAUCUAA